AAAUAUAUAAUCAGUGUAGCGUAGACCGCGCAUCUGAUCGCUUGGCGUUUAAUAUUCAACAAAAAUGAUGAUAUUUUUAUUAUUAUUCGUGUCUAUCGGACUCGGGUCGGGAAUGUCCAUCGUGAAUCCAGGGCCAAAAUUCCCUCCCACGAAAGGACAUGUAUGGCCCAAACCCCAAGAGGAAACUAAAGAAAACAAAUAUUUUUUAUUCAACCCUUCCCAUUUUAAAGUAAAGGUAGUUGGACAAAACUGCACAAUCCUAGUGAAUGCAAUAAACCGUUAUUCUUUCGUAAUAAAAAACAAAAGUGGAUUACACCAUGGAAGAAAUCACGAGCGUCGUAAACGAAGAAUUGGCCGGGAUGAGAACUACCUGGGAGGUAUCGAUGAGUUGCAGUUGGACCUGACCGAACCCUGCGAAGAGUACCCGCAUUUUGAAAUGGAUGAGAGUUAUAAACUGAACGUGUCUUCAACGUCGACGCUGAGGAGUGCGUCAAUUUGGGGAAUCAUACGAGGUCUAGAGACGUUCUCGCAGCUCUUUUACCUGUCAAAUGAUCGUAAUGAGCUACGAGUAAACGCGACGAAAAUAAUUGACUAUCCUCAAUACGCCCAUCGCGGUCUCUUACUGGACACAUCUCGCCAUUAUAUCUCGAUGUCUAAUAUACUGAAAAUGCUUGACGCGAUGUCCUACAAUAAGUUGAAUGUUUUCCAUUGGCAUAUCGUCGAUGAUCAGAGCUUUCCCUAUCAGAGCGAACGGUUCCCGGAGUUGAGCGAGCAAGGCGCGUAUGACUCUUCAAUGGUUUAUACCAAAGAAGACAUACAAAGAGUAGUGGAGUACGCAAGAGAUCGUGGAAUACGAGUUAUACCUGAAUUUGAUGUACCAGGUCACACUCGGUCAUGGGGUAAUGCAUUCCCCGAUGUGCUGACAGAAUGUUACAGACAGGACAAAGUUGUCGGUUUGGGUCCCAUGAACCCAACUAAGAAUAUCACCUACAAACUCUUGAGGGAUUUAUUUCAAGAAGUGCAGACCUGGUUCCCGGAUAAAUACUUCCACAUUGGGGGUGAUGAAGUCGAAUUGGAUUGUUGGCGUUCGAAUCCAGAACUACGCGAAUACAUGAACUCGCACAACCUCAGUGUGACGCAGUUGCAUGGUCUCUUCAUGGAAAAUGCUAUACCGUUGCUGGCAAACGAUUCUGAAGUCGUACUUUGGCAGGAAGUAUUUGACGAAAAAGUACCACUAUCAAAAGAAACAAUAAUUCAAGUGUGGAAGGGAAGUUGGAUUAGCGAAAUGGUCUCGAUAUUAACAUCUGGACACCGACUGAUAUUCUCAUCCACCUGGUACCUGGACGCUUUGGGCAGCAACUGGCCAGAUUACUACUGGGCUGAUCCCCGCCAGAUGGUGUUCGAUGUGACAUUUAACAAUACUUUGGCGAACGGCAUUGUGGGAGGAGAGGCUUGUAUGUGGGGAGAAAUGGUCGACGACAGAAAUGUUAUGAGCAGGGUCUGGCCGCGAGCCAGUGCGGUCGCUGAACGAUUGUGGAGUGCAAACACGCUCGGCAGACGAAUGCGCUCCAUUUUCGAUACAAUACCUUUAGAAGUGUACCAGCGUAUAGAAGAACAUACAUGUAGAAUGAUAAGACGAGGUAUCGAUGCACAACCACCUUCGGGACCUGGCUUUUGUAUCCCAUAGAAUUUAAGGCUUUAAUAAACGAUAUAAUUGC
This is a messenger RNA of Pieris rapae (cabbage white), 1718 nucleotides long. Its product is annotated as beta-hexosaminidase subunit beta. The record is from RefSeq and is a predicted model, not a curated record. NCBI's taxonomy places the organism in Eukaryota, Metazoa, Arthropoda, Insecta, Lepidoptera, Pieridae. The transcript has 10 exons. Gene Ontology annotation, molecular function: beta-N-acetylhexosaminidase activity. Gene Ontology annotation, biological process: carbohydrate metabolic process; ganglioside catabolic process; glycosaminoglycan metabolic process. Gene Ontology annotation, cellular component: membrane. The coding region runs from base 65 to 1687 and encodes 540 amino acids.